Annulohypoxylon truncatum is the source of this 1908-nucleotide messenger RNA. RefSeq names its product MFS general substrate transporter. NCBI's taxonomy places the organism in Eukaryota, Fungi, Ascomycota, Sordariomycetes, Xylariales, Hypoxylaceae. Gene Ontology annotation, cellular component: membrane. The record is from RefSeq and is a predicted model, not a curated record. The transcript is spliced from 4 exons. Gene Ontology annotation, biological process: transmembrane transport. Gene Ontology annotation, molecular function: transmembrane transporter activity. Bases 290 to 1669 code for a protein of 459 amino acids.
GUGGAAUUCAUUGGUUCAUACCAUUAACUACAAGUUCAGAUGUCGUGAUAUUUAAGAGUCUCGCGGUACCAAGCCCUUGGCAAUGAUCAUUGUAGACCUUUCGCUAUUGUAUUUUUGAGUUGUUUUCUUUCGCGAUUCUAGAAUGGCGCUCGAAAAAACUUUUGAGGCGGCCUCGAACGCUAAUGGCCAGAGCGAUGAAGAGGUCGCUCCUGUUAAUGUCGACGAGUCGACAGUGGCCGAUUGGACAGAAGCAGAGGAACGAGCUGUGAAGCGCAAAAUUGACUUCAUAAUGCUACCUAUCCUGGGCUUGGCAUUUUUCUCUUUGCAGAUGGACAGAGGGAAUAUCUCGAAUGCGCUGACGAGCACUAUUACGGAGGACCUUGGAAUCACUACCAACCAAAUCAAUACAGGAAGCAGUCUGCUGUCAGCCGGAAUCGUCCUCUUGGAGAUACCUUCCAACAUCCUGCUGCAGCGUGUGGGACCUCAGAAAUGGUUGUCAUGUCAAAUCAUCGCCUGGGGACUGGUAGCCACAUUCCAAAACUUCAUCACCAACUACGGCGGGUAUCUUGCCACUCGUCUACUACUCGGUCUGUGCGAAGCUGGCUUCAUCCCCGGCGCACUCUACACCAUGUCGACAUGGUAUAAGAAAUCCGAAUCCAGCCUGCGCAUCUCCAUCUUCUUCCUCGGGAACCUAGUCGCCUCCGCCACGACCUCCCUCAUCGGCGCCGGCAUCCUGAGCAUGGGCAACCGGUACGGCGUCGCGGGGUGGCGGUGGCUCUUCAUCGUCGAAGGCGCGAUCACCAUCGGCGUCGGCAUCCUCUUCAUCCUGUUCCUGCCGCCGAAAGUCGGCAACGGGUCGCCGCUCAUCAGCUUCGGGCGCUGGUCCUACUUCUCGCGGCGGGAGUCGUACAUCCUCGUGCGCCGCGUCUUGCUCGACGACCCGGCCAAGACGACGAACCACUUACGCAUCUCCGGCGCCGACGUCUGGUCCACGGUGCGUAACCCGCGGAUCCUGCUGCACAUCGUGAUCACGCUGACGAGCACGGUCCCCGUCAACGCGAUCAACACGUACGGCCCGAGCGUGAUCAAGAGCCUGGGGUACGGCACGGUGCGCGCGAACGCGAUGGCGAGCGUGGGCUCGUUUAUCGCGGCUGUGGUCACCGUGCUGCUGGCCCGGAUCUGCGACGCGACGGGGCGGCGCGCGCCGUCGCUGCUGGCUGCCGCGGCGUGGAGCAUUAUCGCGUUCGCGUGCUUGAGGGAGGCGUACCAGUGGAGCGCGGGGCGCAAGUACGUGGCCGUGGUGUUCUCGAUGGCGAUGAAUUCCACCGUUCACAUUCUUAAUGUGGGCUGGUUGACGGUGAAUUGCCGGAGACCGCAGGAGAGGAGCGUGGCUAUGGCGAUGAUCAUCAUGGGCGCUAAUGCUGGCGGUAUCGCUGGUAGUCAAGUAUUCAGAACUCAAGACGCGCCGCUCUACCAGACUGCUUUCACGGCUUGUCUAGUGCUUUCCGCCGCAGUGGCUGUGGAGAUCAUAGUACUGAGCGUCUGGUAUCUCGUUAGCAAUAGGAAUUUGAAGAAACGGGGAGAUACUCCAAUAGUGACCGGGAAGACAGAAGAAACGCCUGAUGGACACCAGAUAGAAUUAGCAAAGAAGUGGAAGUGGACUUGGUAGAUAGGUAGAUGUUGAAUAUAGUGUCCUGGUAUGGAAAUAUAUGGCACUAUAUGGACACUUGCACAAGUUUAGCUAACAAUUUACACUUAAUCUGACAUCAACCGCGUUAUCCCUCUUACGAAUAUCAGCAUUAGGCAUUACUCUCAUUAUAGAGACUAUUCUCAGAAUACUUAAUGCGAUAUUCUAACUCAAGGCCCUUGAAUGUAGGUAUGUAAGAUGUCCUGGAUACCCGAUAUCGU